GGAUAACCCUCUAAUACACGGUUUUGUAUCCUCGCCUUUUCACCCGUUCUGGAAACUAUUUUCCCUUCUGCUUUUUAUUCUUUCUUCGGAAAGUCAUGGUGACUUGAUCUUUAUUGCAUUUAUUUAAUCAUGGGGAAUGUUGAUCAUAUACCACAGCAACGCGUCUGGACGCGAAAUCUUUUUGUAAUUUUUGCUUCCUUAUUACUAUUCCUUAAUACUUUGUCUCUAUUACCAUGGGGAGUAUACCAUGUUAGGUCAUAUCUUCAUACCGAUAAUCACUCUGCUUCACAGUUUUCUUCCAGCAUUGCUUCUCUCGAAACUGCAGAUAUUGAACAGUUGCAAGGAGGAGAGGAUAUUGCAUCAGUACUCAAGGCUGCCGCAGAUAUUCUGGGUGCAGUAAGCGCACAGCAUCAUCUUACCUCUUUACAAGCUCUUAGCAAUGAUUUGCAUAAGUUAGCUCUGGAUACACAUCAAGCCCAGAGCGGGAACAGUUUGAAAUCUCGAGGGCUUUUUGAUGGGUUUGCUUCAAUAUUAACAGGCGGCGCGGCAGGAGGAGCUGGCGGGGCAGCGGGUGCUGGUGGAGCGAAAGCGGCUUCGGGAGGAGGUGGCCUCACGGGAAUUUUCGAGACGCUCGGUGGGAAACUUCUUGAUGUUACUGCUGAUUCUUUGGCCACGCCGGCAGGGUACCUCGGUGAUGGUGUUGGACGAGGUGCUACCACUGGUCUCAAGAUUAACAAUGGAGUUAAACAGACCACUGCUGAAAAGCCAUCAGGCGUCAAUGCUAUCGCGGCAAAUCUAGGAUUCGGAACAUCAAAUGCUCUCACGGGAUCUUUAGACACAUCCAGUUUCCUCACUGGUGCAGGAGCCGCUUCUGCAGCUCUCGGCACGGGUCUCGGAGGAGGAACUGCCAGUGGAUUGGGUCUCAACAAAUCAGCUGUCGUUGCGCCGAAUGGGACGGGCAUUCCUUUGAUUGCUGGUAAUCUUGGAAAUGGUCUUACUCAGUCCCUCUUCUCGAAUAUCGAUAUGUCGAAAUUGAUGACGGGUUUGCCAAGUGGAAUGCUGCAAUCUGCGGUUGUUAAUGCUGGAAAAGGGUUGGGAGAAGGUGCUGCAGAAGGUCUUGAUUUACCAAUGAAUUCGGCUACUACUAUGAGAAUGAAGCUCAAGAGAGCUGCCGCUGCAGCUGCAGGAACUAAUACCACAGGCUCGGGUCUUGACGUUAAUGCAAUCGCAUAUGGAUUCACCAAAUCACUUUCAAGUUCCUUUCUUGGCGCCGUAGAUGUCAAGAAAUUAACUUCACAAGCCAUGUCCGGAUCCAAUCUUACCAGUAUGGUUGGACCUACUCUCGUGGGAGCUGGAUCUGGAUUGGGUGCCGGUGCAGCGCAAGGUCUAGGGCUUUCGAAUGCGGCUGUUGCUCCUGGUACUGGAGCUGAUGCUGCCGCGCCAGAAGUCGCUCAUAAUUUUGCAUACCAACUCACGACUAGCUUCCUCGCGAAUGGAACGCUCUCGUCGUUGCAAUCGAAACUUAUGAGUGCCAUGUCUAUGACUAAUAUCUCUGCUAUGCUGGGCCCAGCAGCGCAAGGAGCUGGUAGUGGUAUUGGUCAGGGCGCUGCGGUGGGUCUGGGCUUGCAGGAUCCUUCCACGGCACAAAGUCCAAUGGGUGGGGAUGUAGCAAUGGUUGCGAGAGAUUUCUCAUAUGGUCUUACUAGUAAUUUCCUUGCCAAUGGUACCGUUUCGCGUCUUCAAGCGAAAGCAGCUGCACUUCUUGGUGGAGGGUCAAAUUCUUCUUCUGGAGGAAUGAUGUCGGCUCUAAAAGGUGUGUCUGUUUCGAAGGCAGCCGAGGGUCUCGCGAGAGGUCUAGUCGAUGGUGCUGGUCAAAGUGUAGCGAAUAUGGGAGGUUUCCAGGCGAUUCUUAAUGGAGCCAAUUCAUCUGAUGUGAUGAUGCAAGCCGCGGUACCGAUCUUCAAAUCGGAUAACUUCAAUGAUACGACGGGCGGAGUCGCAACAUCUUUUGGUCAGGGAUUGGGUGGUCAGGGUGUGACGUUAAUUGCGCAAAUGUUGGGAAUGAGCAUGUCUUUAUCUUCCAACGGCUCACUAACACCAAGCACUCUUGGAAACAACUCCACCACCCCCGCAUCUCUCUCCUCCACAGAAACACCUGCAAAUAAUCUCUCCACCCCAGCUAUCCGAGCCCGCUCCUACAGAUCUUCCUCUGUAAUCCGUAAAUCCGCACCCCCAACAUCUUCAUUCCCCAAACUCAACCUUCACAAGAGAGUCGACGAUACCACGCAACUCAACGUCUCCGAUAUCACCACCGGGCUUCUCAGCGGCGUCAACGUCACCUCUCUCGAUGUACUGUUGCAAAAGGGUGUCGAUACACUUACAUGUCAGGGCGUCGGCGGCUUUGUCCAGAUUUUCCAAGGCCUGAAAGCGAGCGGGAGUAUUCCCUCCACGGGGGGGAAUACAGUCAUGUUACCCAAUGCGACGUUUACGAUUGAGAGUCAGGGGAAUGAGUUUUUGGUCAAUCCGGCGACGCAGCUGAUUACGGUGAAUGGGAUUGGGAUUACUCGGUUGACGAUUUUGAUUGUGGCGCAUGCUUUCCUCGUCAUCCUCGCCUAUUUCCUCGCCAUCCCCCUCGCCCUCCUCCUCACCUCGGGCCACGAAAUCGCAACCAUGCUUUCGCUCCCCCACAUCUGGGCCUCAGCCCCCAAAACCCGUUUCCGCAUCUGGAUAUUCGCCGUUCUGCCCCUCUCCCUCGGCGGCAGCGUUCUCGGCAUCCUUGUGCUCGGCUCCGCAUCGCACGGUACUACGUUCCACGGGCUCCUCGGGUUCGGUGUCCUGGUUUUGACCAUGGUGGCUUUUGGGCUGGAGAUGAAAUUUCUGCCUGGAGUGGAGAAAUUGAAGCUUCUGAGGGGUGUGGUGUUGAGUCUCUUGUUCGCGGGCGCCAAUGCGGCGUUCGUGACGGGCUUUACGGAUAUUCAGAGGAUUAGUCUGUGCACGGUGCAGUUGCCGGAUUCGGUGCUGAUUGGGGCUGCGAUGAAUGUCGCGAGUUUGUUUACCACGGGCACGACGGUUGUUGCGGUCAAAAUGAGGUUGGAGAAGUGGGUGGGGGGGAAGGGGAGGAGUGGGGUGGAGAGCGGGAAUGGGAAUGGGAAUGGGAAUACGGGGUUUAAUGAUAUGGAGAAGAGUGGGUUUGAGGUGGAUGAGAAGGAGAAGGUUAGUUUGAAGGAUAGGAUUAAGGGGUUGAGGGGGUAGGAAGGAGAGGGGUGAGAUGUGAGAUGUGAGAUGGGUAAUGUAUAUAGAUUGGUGGGUUGGAUUGAAUGGUGAGUGGAUGGAUGAAGUGUACAAAAUGGUUUUAGAUACCCCCCUUGGAGUCGACUGGUCGGCUUCUUCACACUCUCUAAUAAAUAAGUAGUUAUAGCAUUGCAGAAAGUUCGCAGCAGGAAAUUAUAUAUAAUAGUUUAAAAAUUGCGCA
Molecule: messenger RNA, 3472 nt
Organism: Botrytis cinerea B05.10
Lineage: Eukaryota; Fungi; Ascomycota; Leotiomycetes; Helotiales; Sclerotiniaceae
Exons: 4
Coding region: 130-3252 (1040 amino acids)
Source: RefSeq, a predicted model, not a curated record